Molecule: messenger RNA, 1104 nt
Organism: Scomber scombrus (Atlantic mackerel)
Lineage: Eukaryota; Metazoa; Chordata; Actinopteri; Scombriformes; Scombridae
Product: P2Y purinoceptor 14-like
Biological process (GO): G protein-coupled receptor signaling pathway
Cellular component (GO): membrane
Molecular function (GO): G protein-coupled purinergic nucleotide receptor activity
Source: RefSeq, a predicted model, not a curated record
AUGGAGGUCCUCGGAGGAGUUAGGGUCACCCCGUCCUCCAGCCCGUCACCAGUUACCAACCAGACGGCCGAGUGCGGUCAGGUCGACACCUCAACUCACAUCUUCUUCAUGCUGGUUUACAGUCUAGUUUUUCUGGUGGGUUUGAUCCUCAACGGCUUCACCCUGAAGGUUUACUUCUGCCAAGCUCAGCAGCAGAUGUCCAGCAGCGUGACCAUCUACCUGAAGAACCUGGCGGCCGCCGACUUCCUGCUCACUCUCUGCCUCCCCAUCCGCAUCUCCAACUACGCCAGCAACGCCGUCUCUGUCCGCAGAGUUUACUGCACCUUUGGGGCCUCGGCGUUCUAUCUCAACAUGUAUGCCAGCAUCCUGUUCAUGGGCUACAUCGCCGCCAACAGGUAUCUGAAGAUCGUCCAUCCUUUAGGGACUCACAUCCUGCAGACGGUGCGGGCGGCUCACAUCGUCUCCAUGGUAACCUGGGUCGGCCUGCUGGCCAUGACGAGCACCUACAUCGUCCUGUCGAUCGUGACGCACAAAGAUCGUGACUCUGUCCCCGACACAGUGAGCUGUGAUGUCAUGCACAGCGAUCAGCUCAGGGUGUUAUAUAAAAUCAUCCACUCCAUCUCUGCCGCCAUCUUCCUGGCCGUCCUCAUCUCUCUGGUCUUCUUCUACUACAGCACCUCCCGCAGGCUGGCGGUGGCGCAGCAGAAGCAGCGGGCGUCCUCGGGUUCCAAGAUGCUGACCAAGUCCCGCAGGAACAUGCUGGUGCUGGUCAGCGUCUUCUGCGUCUGCUUCGUGCCGUACCACCUGGUCCGCCUUCCCUACGCCUUCAUGAAGAAGCCGUAUUUGUGUCAGGCCUUCUUUUACAUGAAGGAGCUGACCAUCCUGUUGUCGGUUUUCAACGUUUGCCUGGACCCGCUCAUCUAUUUCCUCUUCUGCAAGGCCUUCCGGUCCCAGCUGAACCUGAAGCGGGUGUUCAACACCACGCAUGUCGCAACAUGUGCAGAAAAAACGGAGCAGAAGAGCAGCGAAGCCACGCCGAGCACCAUCAAAAUGAACAGGAAGACGUCACUCACCCCUUCCAUGAGGCAAACCAACGUGCUGUAG